Esox lucius (northern pike) is the source of this 4408-nucleotide messenger RNA. It is a transcript of the gene nudt3b, whose product is annotated as nudix (nucleoside diphosphate linked moiety X)-type motif 3b. Bases 189 to 725 code for a protein of 178 amino acids. The record is from RefSeq and is a predicted model, not a curated record. Gene Ontology annotation, molecular function: diphosphoinositol-polyphosphate diphosphatase activity; bis(5'-adenosyl)-hexaphosphatase activity; bis(5'-adenosyl)-pentaphosphatase activity. The transcript is spliced from 5 exons. NCBI's taxonomy places the organism in Eukaryota, Metazoa, Chordata, Actinopteri, Esociformes, Esocidae. Gene Ontology annotation, cellular component: nucleus; cytoplasm. Gene Ontology annotation, biological process: diadenosine hexaphosphate catabolic process; adenosine 5'-(hexahydrogen pentaphosphate) catabolic process; diadenosine pentaphosphate catabolic process.
ACGUUGUUUACGCAGUUAUCUUCAUAAUGGCGACCGUGCCUGAGAUGUGCCUAUGCUUGUGAAAAUGAAGCGAAGAAGAAGUUAUUUAUUAUAAGAAAACGCCGGGGUUCCCCAAAGGAGGAAUUUGCGUCGAAGACAGCGGAUUUCCCAGCGUUUAAAGUACAGUUUUAGUCCAUUGGUACCCCAAAAUGAUGAAGCUUAAGUCAAACCAAACCCGGACAUACGAUGGAGAUGGCUACAAGAAGCGGGCCGCCUGUCUCUGCUUCAGGAGUGAAACUGAAGAGGAGGUGCUGUUGGUGAGUAGUAGUCGACAUCCAGACAAGUGGAUUGUGCCCGGUGGAGGAAUGGAGCCAGAAGAGGAACCCAAUGUAGCGGCAACACGAGAAGUCUGUGAAGAGGCAGGUGUGAAGGGGACUUUAGGUCGUCUAGUUGGAAUAUUCGAGAACAAAGAGAGAAAACACAGAACCUAUGUCUACGUUCUCAUCGUAACGGAGGUCCUGGAAGAUUGGGAGGACUCGGUCAACAUUGGGAGAAAAAGGGAUUGGUUUAAAAUAGACGAUGCCAUACAAGUGUUGCAGUGUCACAAGCCCGUGCAGGCCACCUACUUCAGUCCUCUAAAGGAGGGUUGUCUGACUAGCAACGGGACCCCCCUGGUGACCACAAUAGGCGAAGACCUCUCUCCCACCUAUAACAUCAACCAGAGCUCUGUGUCGGGUAUCAGAUAACUAAAAUACAACGCUGAAGCAACGCCAGGAGCUCUCACCACCACUGUCACACUUUUUUUUUUUUUCUUCUUGUUUUUGUCUCCUAACAACAUGGUUUGCCUUGCCAAUUCUUCUGUGCCAGAAUUGUGGCGCAGACUUGACAAGUGUUGGGUGAAGAUUCUGAAACACUUUGUAAAUGUAAAUGUAAUUUUUGACCCCCUUUUAUUUUUCAUUUUAUUGGAAAUUGCAUGAAGCAUCCCCUACUCCCUGGCUUCCCUCACUCUACUACCUUAACUCACCCUUAGUGUGGUGUUUAUUGAAUGCAGCAAGAACUACUUUUUACUAUUGUGAUGUAAAAGUGUAUACUUAGUGCUUAAGCUCAAGGCUUUCGAUGGUCUUUUUAAUGUCUCCUCUUUUUUUGGUUGUUUUCUGUGUAUGAAUGUGCCCAAGAGCGUGUUUUCUUCUUUUUAAGGAUUGGAAAUGUUCUCUGUAUCUAAAUGGACAGAACUGUGGGAAGUGACUUGUUUUGCAUGAGCACUGGUAUGUUUUGUGUUACACAUUGGAGUGACCUGAUACGGAUUCUGAUUGUGCAGCAGAUACUCUUUUGUGGUAAUAGGUCUUUGGAUUCUCUUCAUUUAGCUCUGCAUUGUGGCUCUUGGUGUUAAUAUCUCACAGGUUUCAUCAGAAAGUUGAGGCCCUUUUCCACAUGGAUUUAUGACCCGAUUGUCAAAUAUACAUUUUCCCUCAGUCUGCAAGCAAGUUAGUAAUUAAAAUAUUUAGAAGAAAAUAUAAAUGGAAUGACUACUCAACUAAAUAUUUAGAAGAAUUCCCCUGUAGAAACUUUUUGUCCACUGUGUCUUUACCUACUUUAACUGUCCUGUAGUCUGCUGGUAUUGGUUCGAUACGCAGACACUUCAGUAGUGACCAGAUCCCUUACUGACCAGUUACCUGUUUACCAUUUGGAAUUGACUGUCAAGUCUUCCCCAAUUUAUUGUCCAAACGAGGGUGAAAAGACUUGGGGGAGUGCAGUACCAUCUACCAACUGACAGUUGCUUCACCCAAUACAUAUCACCUUAUACUCAAUCCAAUGUUCAGAUUCUCCCCCCUACACUUUAACCUCAGUUUACAGCAGUUGUUUACAUUGUGUCAAUAACAUUCAUUUUCCACUUUAAACAAGCAUUAGUAGACAGGUAUUUUAGAUAUUUUUUAGAGGGAACUUUUCAGUAAGGCCUUUUUAUUUUUACUUUUCUUUAGUAUUGAAUCUGCAUCCCCAAACAAAUAUCCAAUCACCUGCUUGACCGUGUAAGUAAUGGAAUCUAAAAUGCUGUCUUAGGCCAGAUGCAGAACAAACAAGACUUGUACAGUUUGAGACCUCAUUUUUAACAUGUAAAAAUGCUUUUGGAUACUAGUUUUUUUUUUCUCUUAAACGUCUGGCAAAAGUCUCUGUAGCCAAUCUGCUAUACUUGCCUUGGAUGUGGCAUGGAGCAGCUGACUCAAUACUGUGAAACUGGAGGCGCUGUAGAUAGCAUGUAAGACGUUUUAUUGUAAAUUGUUAAUUUCUGUAUAGAUCAAAGGUAAGAGUACAAAUGACACAAAAAAAAAAAAACUUUUCUCUGACGCAAUCUGUGAGUGCUAUAUGUUGCUCAACUAUGGCUGUAGAGUUGACUCAAUUCCCAAAGGGCGGUGUUGUCUUUGGUGGUUUUGUUGACACAUGGCUCACAGUACAUGUUGAGGCUAAAGAACAAGCAAAUGGCUUUGUAUAGGGACAUGUUUGUGUGGGGGGGUUGUAGACCCCAUUUCCAACAAUGAUAAAAGCAGAUACGAUGCCUCCGUUGUUCAACAAGGACAACAAGGUUACCCUUGAGACAGGUGUAAAAAAGAGAAUUAUUUCGAGUUGAACUGUUGACAUACAAUUGAGGCUCUGCUGAGCUGAGUACUGUUUUCAAACCACUAGUCCACAUACCACUGAGCUGUAACGUCAUAAUCCCAGUCUCCUGACAGAACCAACACAUGCGUACUAGACACUACAUCUCACCAUGAUCUCUUCUGUCAUUGUUUCAGUAGAUCAUUCAACCUCCAAACCAAGCAUUACAUGUGUUCUUAGUCUCAGACUCUGAUGAAUGCCUUUUCUCUAAAUGGUAGCUGAUAGUGUCUUUUUUAAAGGCUGUAACUAAAGUGCUGAGUGGAUUACUGAUAUCUUUACAAAUGCAUUAGUAAUUUCGCCUCUCACAGAGGAAUGAGACUUUGAACCUGGAUUUAUUGGCUUUUUGUUUUAAUGAGCUGCAUUGAAAGGUGUGGGGGACAAAGUCUUGGAAUGGUCUAUAGGAAAACAGACUUUGUCUCCUUGAGCAGAAGACAUUUAGGCCUGUUAUUGAAUUCUAGGGUCAGCCUUCCUAAAAGUCAAAUUAUUUUCUUUGGAAGAUUUAAUUGACCAGUUGAAGAGGUUUAAAGUUCCUAGAAAAUGGGUUUGAGUGAGGGCAAAGCAACAAGCACUGUCAAACGGAUGUGUGGGUAUACAUAGGCCUAGCAGCCAAUGAAUGACCAUGUUUUUUAUCCUUUGUUCUUUAUGCAGAAUUUUCCUGACGAGACAAUGUCUUGUACACACACUAGCUGAAGCAGCACUUACAUAGUCAGAGGCUCUCCGAUAGCCUUAACCUUAGGAUUUAGUCAGUGAUAAUUACAUGUGUAUUUCGUCCCAUCUCUCACACAAUUCUGUUAACACCUUAUGUUAAUACAACAGGUAAUAGAAGUUGAAGUGGAGUGGGAGUUAAUGGAUUCAAUGCUUUCUAAUUAGAAAAGGGAUAAGUAGGUUUAAUGUAAUAUAUCCCUUGCUCUCUUCAAACUCUCUUCAAACAGUGAAAUCUGAUUGGAAACCAUAGGAUGAAUGAAUGAAAGAUGGGUGGCUUUUAAAAGGCUUAAAUGCUGGCCUCUUUUCAGAUAGGCCUCAGUCUUUCAUCUCAGAGUGAUGUAAAACUUUGCAUUGGGAGUCUAAUUUCAUAUUUAGUGAAACAUUGGGUGAUAAUGUUUCACCUGUUCAAAAGAAGGCCAGGAGAGGGCAAAAGUUGUCUUGUAAUCUCAUGUAAAAGUGCAGCAUUUUAACCACUCCUCUUAUCAUUUCUUGAUCCCUUCACAUGUAUGGACCUGGAACUUAAAUUGAACAGCUGACCAAUUAUUUAAUACUUUAGUUCUAGGUUAAGGUGAAAUUAGGAUAGGAGGCAAAAAAAAUCUACUGAGUAUCACCUUUGACAUCAGAUUGUGAUAAUCAUAUCUCUAAGAAAUGAUUAGCACCACCUAGUGGUCAGUCAAUAUGUGAAAAAAAUUUGCCCAGUCACCAAAUGUCCGGUUGAGGAUUGAGCAGUAUUUAAUUGCUUUGUGAAUGCAGUGGAACUCUGACAAUUACUUAACUUCCAUUGUGGUGUAGUUAGGGUGCUACCCACUUGCUAUGAGGAAAUUGAUUAGGUGAAAUUGUGAUCAGAUGUGAUUUAGUGAGAAAAGCUAUUUGGAAAAACUAAAUGAGUAUACUGUGUGCAAGCCCCUGAUCUCAGCCAUGAGUUCCUAUACAAAUGUAGUAAUUGUUUUCUCUAAGCUUUAUGUCACUGGAAUUUAUUUUUCUCUUGUCGUCAUUUGGGACUGGAAUAAACCAGUGUGAGAAGACAGAAGAUUGUAAUAUAAAUGUGCCAACAAAUAAACACCAGUAUUUCACA